AUGUCUUCCGCCCUCGCCAGGCCGCUGAUGCGGUCCACCGCCCGCACUCUCCCUUCCCGCAUUGCCGUCCGCUGCGAGUCAACCACCACCCAGAAGGCUGCCGCCGAUGCCACCAAGAAGGCUUCCGAAGCCACCAAGAAGGCCGCUGAUGCCGCAAAGGAUGCCACUGCUAAGGCCAGCGAGUACUCCGCCAAGGCCGCCCAGGGCCUGAGCCGCGCUGCCAGCGCUGCCGGUCCCGCCAUCUCUGGUGCCGUGAGCGCCCUCGGCAAGGUCGGUGGCCGUACCGGCAAGGUUAUCAACUUCAUCGAGAGACAAGUCCCCUGGGUCGUCUACUACUCCCGCGUCGGCCUCGAACUCUCCAAGAUUGUCUUCCACGGCCAGAAGAUGGCUCCUCCCCCCGUCUCCACCUUCCAGACCUACUUCCAGACUGCCCUGAACUCCCUCAAGAACCCUAGCGGCCUCCUCAGCUCCGCCUCCGCGACUGCCAGCUCCGCUGCCUCGGCCGCCGCCGCCGCCAAGCCCGCCAACGUCGCCUCGCGCAUCAACACCGCUACCGUCGCCACCGGCGCCGUUGUCGCCGCCGAGUGCCUCGGUUUCUUCACCGUCGGCGAGAUGAUCGGCCGCUUCAAGAUCGUCGGCUACCACGGCGAGACCCACGCCGCCCACCACUAG
Colletotrichum karsti is the source of this 672-nucleotide messenger RNA. Its product is annotated as ATP synthase subunit g. The record is from RefSeq and is a predicted model, not a curated record. Gene Ontology annotation, molecular function: proton transmembrane transporter activity. Lineage: Eukaryota; Fungi; Ascomycota; Sordariomycetes; Glomerellales; Glomerellaceae. Gene Ontology annotation, biological process: proton motive force-driven ATP synthesis. The transcript is spliced from 3 exons. Bases 1 to 672 code for a protein of 223 amino acids.